This is a messenger RNA of Trichosurus vulpecula (common brushtail), 3721 nucleotides long. It is a transcript of the gene MARVELD1, whose product is annotated as MARVEL domain containing 1. Bases 240 to 761 code for a protein of 173 amino acids. Gene Ontology annotation, biological process: myelination. Gene Ontology annotation, molecular function: structural constituent of myelin sheath. Gene Ontology annotation, cellular component: membrane. The record is from RefSeq and is a predicted model, not a curated record. The transcript is spliced from 2 exons. Lineage: Eukaryota; Metazoa; Chordata; Mammalia; Diprotodontia; Phalangeridae.
GAGCUGGGAGGGAGGAGGCUCGGCACGAGAAGACUAGUGUGGAAAGAAGGAGUGAGAAUCUGCGGAGAAAGGAGGGGCUGACUAGGGGAAGGGCUGUAGCUGGCAGCCAGCGGGGUGGCUGGCUGCGGCAGGCGCCGGGGAGGAAAUCACUGAAAUCCUUGCUAACAGUCCGGCCGCUGGCUAGGCGCUCGGCUCCUGCGCAUUCCGGGUCCCCCCGGCCUCCGCCGAGCUCCAGGGCCAUGCGCCCCCCGCCACCGCGCCAGCCCCCGCCGCCUGCGGCCGGGGCGCGGAGCUCGGUGAGCUUGCAGCGAUCGUUUCUGCGGAGUCCGCUGGGCGUGCUGCGACUGCUGCAGCUGCUGGCCGGAGCCGCCUUCUGGAUCACCAUCGCCUCGAGCAAGUACCAGGGCCCGGUGCAUUUCGCCCUCUUCGUCUCCGUGUUCUUCUGGCUGCUGACUGCUGGCCUCUACUUCACCACCCUGCUGGGCAAGCACGAGUUGGUGCCGCUGCUGGGCCCUCGCUGGCUGCUCACCAACGUGGUCCACGACCUGCUGGCGGCCGGCCUGUACGUGGCGGCCUCGGGCAUCAUGAUCGACCAGACGCAGCGGCACAGCUACUGCAACCUUAAGCACUACCCGCUGCCCUGCGCCUACAACGCUUUCCUCGCCGCCUCAGUCUGCGGCUGCUUCUGCCUCUCGCUCUACCUUCUCUCGGCGCUCUACGGCUCCUGCCGCCGCUGCCGGGGCCACCAGGACUUAGCGUGAGGCCGGCCCCGGCCGCCGGGGCGGGAGGGGGAAGGGAAACAGAACAGCCUCCCACCCCACCGCCCUUCCUCGCUAGAUCCCUUCCUCUCCCUUCUGCACAGCCUUACUCUUCAGCUAUCCGCCCUCCCAGUCCUCCAGCCCUCUUCUGAGGGUUAAUCUGCCCGGACGUCCCACGCUUUCCCUCUCACCCCUCACCCCUCCAUUGCCCGCAAGACCCAGCCUGGACCGAGGCGCAAGGAGAUGGACAAACUGUUGCACACACAGACACUCAGACAGUGGACCAGGGAGCAGAUGCCCCUGACAGUCUCCAAGACGCAGAGAGAGAAAUUGAAAGCUUGGGAGCAAUCCUCUGACAGAUUACAAGACUGGACGGCUGCAAACUGUGAAAGACAGGUACAGACAGACAGACUGGAAGACUCACAGAGGGCCGGCUUGCCCAUGAAACCCUCUUUGCCACUCCCACAGCUAAUCUCUCCCCUCCCUACAUCUAAACGUGGACAGAGACGCCCGCGUGGAUCCGGGGAAAGCUCUUCAAUCGAAGCCUGUUCUGUAGCUGUUUCUUAACCCCUCCUUUCCUUCUCCGGGAGGAGCACAGCCCUUUCCUCUGGCCCCUCUUCCAGCCGCUACUCCCUUCGGGCCAGGCGGCAGGCUGUCAGCCAGCCAGCCAGCCAGUUACUUGGCUGCAAGCGGAAUAAAUGAGGAGCCAGGAAGGCUAUGGGCUGGGGCUCCAAGGACAAGUUUAGCCCAGGGCAGGGCCACUCCUUUUGCAUCCUAGAGCUGUAGUCACCCUCUCUGAUGACCAGUAUCCACUCAGCUGUGUGGGUUUUGUGUUAUUGUGGCCUGGCAUGGUGUUCCGGACAGGGCAGUGCAUUCAGCAGGUUGGAACUGAGUACCAGAGAAGAGGAUACACCAAAAUACUCUUAGGUGCUCUUGCUCACCUAUGCACACACCCCUCUCACAGAAACCUGCUCACAUCUGUGUGACUUACCUAGUAGACACCUAGUUGCCUUAUGGGCCUUAGGGACCAGAGACUUAUAAAAUGCCAGAGCAGAAAGAAACCUUAUCCUCAUCUUCCAGUACAAGUCUGUCAUUUUAGAGAUGGGAGAACAGGUCCCUUAGAAGUAAAGUUCCUUGACUAAAGUAACAACUGUUUAGAGGCUGGACUAAAAGCAUUCUCACCUGACUUUCAGGUUAGUUAGUGCUCUUUCUAGUAUACAAAAGCUGCCUCUCAAUCUAGAGUCAGUGAGGGUCAGAAUGUGUCUAACAAGAUAUGAAGCAACUGUUUGCCAUCAGUUUUACUAAUCCUGACAAAUGAGACCCAACUUAGCUGCCUCAGUCUGCCCAGAGGUUUGGGGUGCAAGUUCUAAUGCUCCUGAGCUUUGUGGUAGCCAAAAACAGGACAGAAUCAAUUUGCAGAGUAGGGGAUAUAGGCUGAAUCUGAGUAGACUCUGGAAAAUGAUGGUCCCUCCUACUUCACCCAGGGAAAUUACUUUAGAAGACUUGGGUGGAGCUGGUGGGGAAAGGUAGCUAAGAGACAUUAUGGGAAGGUCUAUGAAAUUAUGACUUCUUUCAGUUCAAUAAGUGAGAACUUGUUAAGAUCUUAGUUCUUUUUCCACCUCUUUCCAUCUCUUUGGAAAAUAAGACUACAUUUCAUCACUGACACUGGUGACGAACAGCUUCCUGAUUCUGAAACCUGGUGAGAAUCUCUGUGGCUGACUUAGGGUCCCUGCCCUUAGCACUCAUAUAUGGAAUAGACAAGGAGAGAAGUCUUCUGGAGGUUGGAGACUCAAAGAUUAUGCCGAAGAACAGUUUGGAGUGAUGUUUGGCUAUGAAGGUCCCUGAAAGCUUGGUGCAGAACUGAGGGAAGAAUCCAAGCAGCUGCCCACAUCAGCCAUCUCUCUGUCUUGUUUGGGAUGGUCAGGGAGGGUGACUGAGAAGACAGCUCUGGACACAAGAAGCAAGAAACUUUAAGAGUUUGCAAUACUGGAAUAGCACCAUCUGGCCAAUUCUGCCAGGGACUGGCUUCUAGAACCUAUAACACAUGAUUCUAGGGUAGUGGUAGCUAGUUUUGGGUUCCUCCUGAGUGUUUGUGCGUGUGUAUGUAUGUAUGUAUGUACACACACAUAUAUGAUUUCCCUAUGCCAAUGCUUGAGUGCAUAUUCCAGACUUCAGGCAAGCAAUGAACAGAUCUUACUUAUCACCUAGUUUCUCCUCCUCCCCUUCUUCCUCUUUUUCCUCCUCCUCAUCUCACCAUCAUCCAAGCUACAUCCUUCUCCUUGAUCUAGCUAUCCCUAUUACAGGUGCUACUCAGGUCUCCCACCUCACUUUUGUUAGUCAUGGGUGGUUUGGCUAUUCUGAUAUCACUUAGAUUACUUACCAUUAGAUCUUAUUUGUGGCCUUUCUAAUGUUAUCAUCAUUUGCCUGACAGAUGUACUGUGCUCCUUAGCUCUCCAGAGAUUUAUGGAAGGCCAUUUGAUUUUAUACCUUUGGUGUUUAACCCUCUAAUCAUUGCCAACCUACCUCUGUUGCCUUCCAAAAUGGAGAUUUUAGGAUUGAUAUAGAAAUCCUUUUUCCUUCCCCACUCUGCCACACUUUCCCCUGAAACUCCAGUCUCAUUCAAUAUUAGUGGGAAUCUAGUCCCAGAGACAUUCCAAUCCUAGAGGCCAGAAUCAUGCAUGAGUCUUCUCAGCCUGAACGGUUCCAAAGACAAGUUCACUGGCCAUUUCCCCUGAGACCCUCGCGUUGGCUCUUGGUGCAGACUUUCCAGGGCUGCUUGCUGAACAUGACCUACUAAGUCUCCAGCUGGACUGACUUAGGAAGGCAGCUAAGCAGCAACUGGCUGGGGCAGACUUGUAGUUUGGGGAGACUUGCCUCCAUGCAGUCAUUCUGGUUGCCACACAGUGUGGGUUUUUUUUUUUACUAAUCUGCUUUUCUGAAUAAAGUUUUGUUCAUAUUUCAUA